Messenger RNA from Komagataella phaffii GS115, 1527 nucleotides. RefSeq lists its product as uncharacterized. NCBI's taxonomy places the organism in Eukaryota, Fungi, Ascomycota, Pichiomycetes, Pichiales, Pichiaceae. The record is from RefSeq and is a predicted model, not a curated record. The transcript has a single exon. Gene Ontology annotation, cellular component: growing cell tip; cell division site; plasma membrane. Bases 1 to 1527 code for a protein of 508 amino acids.
AUGAGUAUUCAUAAGUUUCGAAGUCGUGUUCUGUUUUCACAGAUUGUGGCGUUUUUGCUUCAGCUCAUAGGCACAGCAUUCCUGAUUCUAUGUUGCCUAACUGUCCCAGUCACAAACAGUCUUGCAAUGUCGGAGGUUGGAGAUUUCAAGUUUGGGGUGUUUGGUUACUGCUCUUCCAGCGACUGCUCUGAGAAAACUACGCAGUAUCCUUAUGUGGCUGCUACUUUGGAUGAUCAAUACAAAAACUGGAUUAUGAGUGACAGUGCAAGAGACAUAUUGAGUAAGAUCAUAGUAGUUGUACCUGUGGCAGCGUUUUUCACUCUACUCACGGCGAUUGUUUGGGGUGUGUCUCUGAUAUCCGGGGUUAAGCGUUCUCCAGCGUUUUGGAAAGUGUUCUGCUUUCUUCAGAUCAUUGCAUUUAUAGCCACUGUUCUGGUAAUUGUGGUAUCAUACUUGCUUUUUUCACCCCACACCACCUGGGUUAUGGCUGUCAUGUGUGCAGCUGGAGGAUGUUCCCUAGUGAGUUCGCUUUUGGUUAUUCUCUGUGCUAGCUGGGUUUCUCGUGCUCGUAAGUACGAAGAUGAAGAAGACGAAAAUGAAAAGAUGAAUCUGAACGAUGAUUUAACUAAUAUGGAUCCCAUAAACACUAACAAUAUCGGGCUGACGGAUUUCUACUCUGAUAGAGCCGACAUGAAGAAUGAUGAACUGGUACAUCAACACACUUUGGAUACUGGUGACUCUGGAUCCAGAUUCGGCGUCAUAUCUGUGAAUACUCAAACGAAGAUGAAUGAUUUUGUAAAUGAUUCAAAGAAGUCGAGAUACGUCAUGGACGCUGUUCCAAAAAUACCGUUACCACAAGAACCGAACGACCAGAAUAGUGUAUCCUCUUUGAUGAAUGAUGCUAGGCAACCAAUGUUGCCUGAAAUACCAGAUCCUUAUUCCUCCCCAACUCUAGAUCCAAUUAUUCUUGGUAACGCUGUUGAUGAAAGAGAUCAAAAUUUGAACUACAAGCCGGAUAGCAAAGAUCAAUCUUCAGACUAUAUGUUUGAGACAGGUUCCAAUUUCACAAGCGUUUCUCAAAAAGGAAUAAACCCUCAAUAUUAUCCCGGUGCAGGUAAUUAUCCAGUCUUGCCCGGCCGAAUUGACCGACAGCAGGAGGCGCCCGCCCAACAGAUGUUCCCUGCCAGUGCAAACUAUUAUUCUACCAGCCCACAAAUGUUUAAUAAUGCGCCCCAAUUUCAGGGCCCACCACCAAACCAGGGGCCUUAUAACAGUCAGUAUCAGACACCUGUUACUUAUCAAAAUCAGUCUAGUACAACCGAUCUGCUACUUUCGAAGAAUCCAGAUUUCUUUAUUGGCGGCCCUCAAAAGAACGGUAGACCGAGAAGAAAGGUCGGAAUACCCCAGAAUUAUGUUCCUCAGGGUAAUUCUCACGCUCCACAACAAUUCGGAGGUCCCAAGAGCAGGAAUAAGAACAACAUUCCAGCCGCUUCGAUGUCGAGAGACAGUCCUUACGGGCACAUGUGA